AAACUGCAGAACUCCCAAGCACUGAUCAGCGCCAACGAUGGAUCCCAUCAUGGUCAAGUCCGAGGAACAUUUCAAUGCAGUGCUUUCAGGGCACACGUCAAACACCGCUGAAGUUGCCAAGUUGCAACCAAUUGGUGCAAUACAGCCUCCACGCUUCAACUUGGACACAGACAAGCAGCAAUUUGGGCAGUAUUUGCAAGAGCACGGCUAUGCAGUUGUGAAGAACGUGGCCAGCCCGCCGGAUAUAGAAAGAGCUCGCUCUCUUUUGUGGGAGUUCCUGGAGGCGUUGCCAGACACUCAAGUGAAGAGGGAUGAUGUGAGAACUUGGGGAUGCCCGAAAGACUGGCUUCCAAGUCCAUCAAAUGGCAUCUUGCACGGCUUUGGCUUUGGGCAAUCUGAUUUCAUGUGGCAUUUGCGCAUGCUGCCAGGUGUGAAGGAGGCUUUUGCCGCCAUUUGGGGCACAGAUGAUUUGCUGGUCUCGUUCGACGGCGGAAAUGUAUUUCGGCCGUGGCGCUAUAAUUGGGAUUGGCUCACCUCUGGAGGCUGGUUCCAUUGCGACCAAAAUGCUCGCCUUCCUCACAGCCGUGGCCGCGUGUGUGUGCAGGGCCUGGUGACAUUGCGGGCGGCGACUGCGGAAACCGGUGGCUUGGUGGUGGUGCCUGGAAGUCACCUCAAGCACGAGGAGCUGUGCAGUAGAAGUGCUCUGUCCAGAGGCAGCGGCGAUUUUGUGCCAGUCUCGGUAGAUGACCCAAUUCUUCAAGACGCUGCGCUGGUGCUCGCAGAGGCGGGGGAUCUGAUCCUUUGGGAUUCUCGCACAGUGCAUUGCAACACACCUGCUUUGGCUCCAGAGGAGGCAUGCUCUACACCUGCAGAAGAUGAUUGGCAGCUCAUCCGUGAAGCGGGCUACGUGUGCAUGACACCCUGCAGCUUCGCGUCGCAAGAGGUUUUGCAGAAGCGCAGGGAGGCCUUCGAGCAGAAUGUGAGCACGAGCCACUGGCCCCACAAGUUUGUGGUUGCAGGGUAUGCGCUGCCAGACACACCAGUCAAAAAUCCAAGCACCAUUUCCAAGGAGCAGAGGUGGUUGAUUGGCUAUGAUCGCGAGCGCCGUUGUAUUGUACAGUAAUUCAGAACAAAAUACUGCAGCGGUAUGCAUCCUGCGAAAGACCUAGGCUUGAGGGUCGAACAUUGGCCCGGUGCAGGUAAGUUGGAUUGCUCUUCGGGCUAGAUGCUUGGGGCAACCCUGGAUUUCCUUGGCACAUGGCUGGGUCCAGGCCAUUGUACAGUGAUGGCAGC
This is a messenger RNA of Effrenium voratum, 1293 nucleotides long. Lineage: Eukaryota; Dinophyceae; Suessiales; Symbiodiniaceae. The record is from the annotation of a GenBank genome assembly.